ACGAUAAACUCCUCUAUGUUAGAAUGUCUUUUAUUUCUAUGUUUCCACCAUACGUCGCAUCAUUUAUCGCAGGAAAGAAACGCCAUUCCGUUUGACCAACAGCGCUGGGAAGGAGGAGUCAUUCCAUACGUGAUUGAUUAUUCAUUAAAUGACCUCGCAUCCCUUAUACAGAAAGCUUUCGACCAAUAUCACACCUUAACCUGUUUAAGGUUUAAGCAGAGGACCACUGAGAAACACUACAUUCGAAUAUUUAAAGGUCAAGGACAAAGUUGCCGGAUUUCGAAACAAAAUUUAGAGCACAUAGAACUGCAGCCAUUAAAAAAAAAGGUGGGUGAAUUGAAAACCCAGUUAGCUGUCAUUCCUGGUGGACUGACAAGCCAAUUGCAGCCUUUAGAUGUGUCUGUGAAUAAAUCAUUUAAGCAAAACAUGCAUGAACAUUGGACCAAGUGGAUGACUGAGCCACAUCAUGACCUCACACCCACAGGAAGAAUGAAGCGGCCCACCAUUGCCCAUAUGUGUGAGUGGGUGAAGAAAUCUUGGGAUGACGUUAGGCCUAAAAUCAUUGUGAAGUAUUUUAAGAAGUGUGGCAUUAGCAAUGCUCUUGAUGGCACAGAAGAUAAUGUGUUAUUUGGAGUCAGUGAUUCCAGCAGUAGUGACGAAGAUGAAGAUUUUUCUGGUUUUGAAGAUGAAGAAUUUUCUGGUUAUGAAGAUGAUCAAAAUUCGUUGAUUUUCCUUAUAGAUGACAUCGCAUACCUUAUACAGAAAGCUAUGAACCAAUAUGAGACCUUCACCUGUUUAAGGUUUAAGCAGAGGACCACCGAGAUAGACUACAUUCGAAUAUUUAAAGGCCAAGGAUGUUACUCCUAUGUAGGAAAUAUCCACAGUGGAGUUCAGGACCUGUCGCUGGGAAGGGGAUGUGAAUAUGUUGGAACCAUUGUUCAUGAGUUGGGUCACGCUGUAGGUUUCUGGCAUGAACAGAACAGAUCUGACCGUGAUAAUCAUUUAAUUAUCUAUUGGAAUAAUAUCAAAUCCGGCAUGGAUUCUCAGUUUUUUAAACUCAAAUUAUCUGAGAACCGCUUAUUAACUGGCUUCGAUUACAACUCAAUUAUGUUGUAUGGGGAAAGGUCAUUCUCAAAGGACAACAUAUCGCCAACAAUGAAAGCCAGAAAUGGAAAGUUCCUGGAUGAAGUUUAUAACAAACCGGGUCUUAGUUCCAAUGACAUUAUUCGUAUUAAGAUGCUCUAUGGGUGUUAA
Molecule: messenger RNA, 1254 nt
Organism: Limulus polyphemus (Atlantic horseshoe crab)
Lineage: Eukaryota; Metazoa; Arthropoda; Merostomata; Xiphosura; Limulidae
Exons: 7
Coding region: 16-1254 (412 amino acids)
Biological process (GO): proteolysis
Molecular function (GO): metalloendopeptidase activity; zinc ion binding; nucleic acid binding
Source: RefSeq, a predicted model, not a curated record